Ostertagia ostertagi is the source of this 345-nucleotide messenger RNA. The record is from the annotation of a GenBank genome assembly. Lineage: Eukaryota; Metazoa; Nematoda; Chromadorea; Rhabditida; Trichostrongylidae.
UUCUUCUUUCAGCAACAACGAUGUCCCGACAACACGGCUCCAGUAUAUGAUCCUGGACGGUUUUCACCGCCUCAACUCGACACACCACCACCGCCAGUGUUGAAUACUGCCCAACAGGCGGAUUUUGAUAACGGUGGCGCCUCCGGUGAUGACAUAUUUUCCUUUGAAAAGCACAACAACAACUGUUGGAGCAGCAGCGCAAAAAUGAAUAGUCACCCAGUAACGAGAAAGUUCAGUUUGGCCGACAAUUUCUACUCACCGCAUCCACAGCAUCAUCCAGAUUCCGGUGAUACGUGUUUUUCGACUUAUCAACCUACAUCACACCCUCUUUCAAAGAUUAGCUGA